Molecule: messenger RNA, 1560 nt
Organism: Rotaria socialis
Lineage: Eukaryota; Metazoa; Rotifera; Eurotatoria; Philodinida; Philodinidae
Source: the annotation of a GenBank genome assembly
AUGGCUAAUGCACAGCAAACUUGUCCAUCCGACAGCCAAAUACUUGAUUACAAAAACUCGCAUAAAUCUGAACAAUUAACAACUGGUUAUGGUCGUCCACUUGGCGAGCGGUCAAAUGUUGUAACAGUUGGUCCACGAGGACCAUUGCUACUUUCUGAUUUUCCCUACAUUGAAGAUGUUCAACGAUUUGAUCGUGAGCGUGUACCUGAACGAGUCGUUCAUGCCAAAGGUGCUGGUGCAUUUGGUGUAUUUGAAGCAACUGAUGAUGCAUCGGAUAUUUGUAAAGCAAAGGUAUUGGAAAAAGGAACAAAAACACGUGUUCUCAUUCGUUUUUCAACUGUUGCUGGUGAAAGUGGCUCAGCUGAUACAGUACGUGAUCCUCGAGGCUUUGCCGUUAAAUUUUAUACGGAUGAAGGCAUUUGGGAUUUAGUUGGUAAUAAUACACCCAUAUUUUUUGUUCGUGAUCCAUUAUUAUUUCAAAUGUUUAUUCAUUCUCAAAAACGUAAUCCACAAACACAUUUAAAAGAUGCAAAUAUGGUUUGGGAUUUUUUCGCUAAUCAUCCAAUGGCUACGCAUCAAUUUUUAUUUCUUUAUUCGGAUCGAGGUAUACCAGAUGGUUUUCGUCACAUGCAUGGAUAUGGUUCUCAUACAUUUAAAAUGGUUAAUGAUAGAAAUGAAUUUGUUUGGGUUAAAUUUCAUCUUCGAAGUGAUCAAGGUAUUAAAAAUCUGAAUCCAGCAAAAGCAACAACUUUAGCUGGUGAACAACCCGAUUAUGCACUAUCGGAUCUUUAUAAUGCGAUUGCUAGAAAAGAAUAUCCAAGUUGGACACUUUAUGUUCAAGUUGUUACACAUGAGCAAGCUAAAACACUUCCGUAUAAUCCAUUUGAUUUAACGAAAGUAUUUUCACAAAAUGAUUUUCCAUUACGUCGGCUUGGUAAAGUAACAUUAACGGAAAAUCCCGAGAAUUAUUUUGCACAAAUUGAACAAGCUGCUUUUUCACCGGCACAUAUGCCACCAGGCAUCGAAGCAUCACCGGAUAAAAUGCUACAAGGUCGACUUUUUUCAUAUGCUGAUACACAUCUUCAUCGUGUUGGUACAAAUCAUCAUCUCAUUCCAGUUAAUAAUCCUGAAACAAAUAAAAAUGUUAAAGUUUGUACUUAUCAACGUGAUGGUGCCAUGCAAACAGGCCGUAAUCAAGGCAGUGCUCCAAACUACUAUAAGAAUUCAUAUAAUGGUCCGGAUGUGACGAAUCGUGAUAAACAUAUUGAACAUGCAACAUUUGAAUCAGGGAUGGCAGCACGCCAUGAAGCAAGUGAAGACGACAAUUAUUCACAACCACGAGUCUUCUAUCGACAAGUAUUAGAUGAUCGUGGCCGUGCAAAUAUAAUUAAUAAUAUUGCUGAUCAUUUACAACAAUGUACUGACAGAGAUAUAGUCCGCCGUUCAAUUGCCAUAUUUGCUAAUGUCGAUGAUGAACUUGCACGGCGCUUAGCUGAAAAGCUUAAUCUUGAUGUGCCGACAAAAGCAUCAACAGCAUCAAAUAUUAGAUCGAAAUAUUAA